AUGAGAAUGUGCAAGGGAAUUCGUUUGAGAAGGGUGAAAAUUAAAGAUUUUGUACAUAAAUGUCAGAUGAAAGAGAAAACCAUUCCUAUUGAUUUGUUAGGCAAGCAUGAAGUGUGCUUUAUGAUGAAGUCUGCAUUCAAGGUUUUCGAGUCUAAGAAAGGUGGAAAUGUCACUUUCAGUGAUGGGAGCAAAUCUCAAAUAAAAGGGAAGGGAACUAUCUCUCUACCCAGACUGCUAGACAUUGCAAAUGUGUUGUAUGUAGAGGGUCUUAGAGUGAACUUGUUGAGCAUAAGUCAGAUAUGUGAUCAAGAGUUUAUAAUGCUGUUCUCAAAAUGGAAAUGCCUUGUGUUGAAUGAGUCUGGGAAGAAACUUAUAAGCGGAGUCCGCACUCUGGAUAAUUGCUAUGGAUUGGUACCUGAUGUUGAUAUUGUGUGCAACAGUAUUCGGUUGCCAAAUGAAGACUUAUGGCACCAAAGGUUGGGACAUGCUAGCUACAAACAUCUGUCAAUUGUAUCUAAGCAUGAAUCAGUGUUAAGAAUACCAAAGCUCAGCAAGCACAUUGAAGUUUUGAGUACAAGAUUGCAAAAUGAGAAGAACAUGAAGAUUGAUCGAAUUCACAGUGAUCAUGGUAAAGAAUUUGAGAACUCAUAUAUGGAAUCAUUUUGCACUAGAUCUGAUAUACCUCAAGAAUUCUCUACUCCUAUUACUCCUCAGCAAAAUAGUGUAGUAGAAAAAAAGAACAUAGUCAUUCAAGAGAUGGCUAGAGCCAUGUUACAUAAUAAAGAUGUGGCUAGAAAUUUAUGGGGAGAAGCAGUUAACACCAUAUGUCAUACGGAUAGAGAGAAUGUGGGAAAGUUUGACUCCCGAAGUGAUGAAGGAAUAUUUUUGGGAUACUCUUCCACAAGCAAAGCUUAUCGAGUGUACAACAAAAGAACCAAGAAGGUGAUGGAAACUGUCAAUGUUGUUAUUGAUGAAACUUCAAAUUCUGGUUCUAAGAAAAUUAGUGAGGAAAUACCUAAGGAAAUUCUUACUUCAGAGCCUAAGGUUGUUCAAGAAAUAGUUGAUCAAGAGCUCGUCUCUCUAAGUACUCCAAGUGUUGUAGAAGUCUUAGCAGACAUUCCUACCUCACCUGAAUCUGAAUCUCAUGAAGAGAAAAGACCUUCCUCAAUGAUCAACUUGAAUCACCCUCCUGAAGUUAUUGUGGGAAAUAUGAAUGAGCUUACACUAAGAAAGUGUACAGUUGAUAAAUGUGUUGCUAGCUUUGUGUCUUAUUCUUGCUAUUUGUCGCAGGUUGAACCCACCAAGGUUAAGGAUGCUUUCCAGGAUGAAAGUUGGGUUGAGGCCAUGAUAGGAUUCAUUGAUCCACACUUUCCAGAUCACGUGUUGUACCUCAAGGAGGCUCUCUAUGAACUAAAGCAAGCACCCAAAGCUUGGUAUGAUCGGUUUACACAAUACCUGGUCUCACAUGGUUUCACAAGAGGACAAGCUGAUCAAAUUCUUUUCAUCAAAAAGGAGAAUGGCGAGUUGAUAGUAGCUCAAGUCUAUGUUGAUGAUAUCAUCUUUAGGUCUACAAAGGAUGAACUUGCUCAUGACUUUUCGAAGCUUAUGCAGGAUGAGUUCGAGAUGAGCAUGAUUGGAGAGUUGAGUCACUUUCUUGGAUUGCAGAUUCGUCAGCAAGAGUAA
Messenger RNA from Quercus lobata, 1683 nucleotides. RefSeq lists its product as uncharacterized. The transcript is spliced from 5 exons. NCBI's taxonomy places the organism in Eukaryota, Viridiplantae, Streptophyta, Magnoliopsida, Fagales, Fagaceae. The record is from RefSeq and is a predicted model, not a curated record. Gene Ontology annotation, biological process: DNA integration. Gene Ontology annotation, molecular function: nucleic acid binding. Bases 1 to 1683 code for a protein of 560 amino acids.